This is a messenger RNA of Syzygium oleosum, 1958 nucleotides long. RefSeq names its product general transcription and DNA repair factor IIH subunit TFB2. The transcript has 15 exons. Bases 186 to 1544 code for a protein of 452 amino acids. The record is from RefSeq and is a predicted model, not a curated record. Gene Ontology annotation, cellular component: transcription factor TFIIH core complex; transcription factor TFIIH holo complex. NCBI's taxonomy places the organism in Eukaryota, Viridiplantae, Streptophyta, Magnoliopsida, Myrtales, Myrtaceae. Gene Ontology annotation, molecular function: ATPase activator activity; double-stranded DNA binding. Gene Ontology annotation, biological process: nucleotide-excision repair.
UCACUGACGAGAGCGAUCAGAAGAGCGCGCGUGCGGUUGUUGUUCGAGCGUCGCGCGCGGCGGAGGAGUAGUUUCGGAAGAGCCGGGAAUCGCUGAAGCCUUUUGGAGCUCCGAUCGGCGGCGGCCGGUUCCGAGGGGACUGUGAAGGGGUUCUAGGUGGAGAUCGGAUUCCGAGCGGGGGGAAGAUGCCUCAGGUGAAGAUAAUCGCCAGGAACUUCAUGGACAUGGUCGCGGCCCUGCCCGCCAUGAAGCUCGACCAUCUUUACCAGAACGCCUUCAUCUGCGAAGCGAUUCUCAGGUCGUUGCCCCCUUUGGCGAAGAAGUACGUGGUACAAAUGUUGUACAUCGAAGAGGCAGUGACGGCCAAGUCAAUGGAGGAGUGGGUAGUUCCAGAUGGAAUCUCCAAGCAUAAAGUUGCGAUUGACCGGUUGCUGCAGUUGAGGAUUUUCUCCGAGACAUUCGACAGAAGUAGUGGUACCAGCUACAGCCUAAAUCCAACCUUUCAGACUAACCUCCAGAAACACAUAACCUGUGGAGGAGUUUUGCCAAGGGAACCAAUGCCAUUAAACGUCACUGCCAGGCUCCCAAGCUUGGAGGAUCUCGAGGCCUAUGCUCUUGAACAAUGGGAGUGUUUUCUUCUGCAACUUAUAAACUCAGCCCAAGCUGAAAAGAUGACGAAUAUAAGCCCUUCUAUGAUGAGAAUCUUCCAAAGGGGACUUCUAACUCAGAGGGACAAAGAACCUCCUAGGUUAACUGAGAGUGGCUUCCAGUUCUUGUUGAUGGAUACAAAUGCACAACUUUGGUACAUCAUCAGAGAAUACAUAUCAAAUUCUGAGGAGCGAGAUGUAGAUUCAGCCGAUCUAAUUUCAUUUCUGCUCGAGCUUAGUUUUCACGUAACGGGAGAGGCAUAUAACAUGAAUACAUUGACUGAAGUCCAGAGGAACACACUCAAGGACCUUGCUGACUUGGGCUUAGUCAAACUUCAACAGGGAAGAAAAGAUAGUUGGUUCAUACCAACCAAAUUAGCUACUAAUCUCUCCGUGAGUUUGACUGAUUCGUCAUCCCGAAAACAGGGAUUUGUUGUUGUGGAAACAAAUUUUAGGAUGUACGCAUACUCGACAUCUAAGUUACAUUGUGAAAUUCUGCGACUUUUCUCAAGAAUUGAGUAUCAGCUCCCAAACCUUAUAGUCGGGGCUAUAACUAAAGAAAGCUUGUAUAAUGCAUUUGAGAAUGGGAUCACAUCAGAGCAGAUUAUUUCUUUUCUCCAACAAAAUGCGCAUCCCCGUGUAGCAGAGAGAAUACCAUCUGUUCCCGAAAAUGUUACAGAUCAGAUUAGAUUGUGGGAAUCAGAUCUUAACCGGGUUGAGAUGACUCCUGCACAUUUCUAUGAUGAAUUCCCUUCUCGGGAUGUCUUUGAGGGUGCCUGCGAUUUUGCACGGGAGUACGGUGGUUUGUUGUGGGAGGAUUCAAAGAAGAUGAGGCUAGUAGUGAAGACAGAUGUGCACAUGCAUAUGAGAGAGCAUCUUCGCCGCCAAAGGCAAUGAGCCAGAACUUUAUUGCUUAUAUGUGAUUGAAGUUUGAGAGUGACAUGUGAAGCAAAUCUAAUCCGACGACAGCCCCGAUGGAUGUGCUGAAAAUAGAUUGCGGAAAUUAUACUGUCACAUUUCAGAAUUGUUGAUUUUGCUCCAAUAAGCGUAUAAGUGGAUACACAAGAUCAGCAAAACUGGGGAGCGAUCUCAAUUACAGUUGAAGAUGAUUGCAAUUUGAUGCCUCGCGAUGAUCGGGAAGGGAAAGCAGCAUAAAAAUUGUAUAAUCAGAGCUAGUGUAACAUCAUGAAGCGGGUUACUUAAGAAAACUUUGAGUCGACCUGUGAAGUUUUGAAAAAGGAUAACUUAUUUGAUCAUGUAAAUGAGAUUGAGGAUGGUUCUCAUAGCAAUGGAAGGUGUGGAUUGCUGUCA